AUGACGUUUUACACGCAGUCAUUGUCUGCUCAGAUCGCUAUUACCACUGUGUUCUCCAUACUAGUGCUAAUCAGUGUGAUUGGUAACAUUUUGGCCUGCGUUGUGAUCCUCGCUAACCGAUCCAUGAGAACACCCAUGAAUUAUCUCAUACUUAACCUGGCGGUAGCAGAUAUCAUGGUGGUGUCUUUCGUGGCUCCACGCUUCAUUUUCAUUCACGCGUUCGAUCACCCAGACGGUCUGGUGGGAACGCUUAUAUGCAAACUGUUCACUGGCAGCAAUUUCAGUUGGUUGGGCGGCUCGGCGUCUGUGUAUUCCCUGGUAGCCAUCUCUGUUGAGCGUUACUUUGCCGUCGUCCACCCCUACGGUAGCCGCGGCAAGCUAACGAUGAAGAAGGUUAAAUAUGUCAUAGUAGGCUGUUGGGUUCUCGCUGUAGCGUUCAACCUGCCGUUGUUUUUCACAAUGCAGUAUAAUCCGGGGAUUGACUUCUGCACCGAGUAUUGGCCAGCUAUGUGGAUGGCUCGUGUUUACAGCACCUCCUGGUUGAUUCUUUUCGGCGCGUUGCCCAUUGCUCUCAUGACCGGGCUUUACACACGGGUCGUUAAGCGGCUUUGGUUCAAAAAAGCACAAGGUUCUCGCGUCACGCAAGCAGCGGUUCUAAAGUCACGCAAACGCGUAACAAAAAUGGUGAUCACGGUGAGCUUGGUAUACAGCAUCACGUGGUUUCCGGUCCUUAUUAUCUACAUGUUGAACUACUUUCACGAUUCACAGAAGUAUGGCAACAUUGUCUAUAUCGUCGGCAUUGUAAUUGUCACCCUCAACUCGUGUGUUAAUCCCUUCGUUUACGUGUUUGUAAAUGAGCGCUUCAGAAACCACCUGAAGCGGCUGUUUCGGCUCCCAUGCCAUGCGAAUCAAACAAACUUGGAGAGGGGCGAUCCAACGAAUGACGGAGUAGAUAGCAGUUCACAAUAUCAGAGACCAGCCAUUUACGUAGCUGCUCAAGAACUAGAGCUCUGCUGAUAAUGAUGUUUGCUGAGAUGCCUUUGCACACUGCAUCAAGGAGAGAGGCGAUCACAUGUAGAUGGAAGGCUAAGGGUGAUGAUCUUGGGUUUCCGAUGGGUCAAAAUGAUAUCGUUAUCAUUUGAUAAGAAUAAUCCUCCAAGAGUUACCGAUGGGCCUUAUGUGAUAAGGCAACCAACCUUUCUGUGCAUUCAUCUUCCAUUUCUUUAAUAGCUCGUUACCCAUUUAGGUAUCUAUUUAUUCAUUUAUCCACUUCUGUAACCGUAAAUAACCUCGUAAACUGAAAUAGAUUUAAGAAAUAAAAACAGGGUCGGAUCCAGGAUUUUUUUUCUUAGUGGGGGGGUGCACCUCUAAAAAAUCACGAAACUGACGGGUGAGGUUGGCACUUUUUAAAAGCAAGCAACGAAGAAGACUCAUGACAAUGCAUUAGCAUAAUGUGAAUUGCCAAUAAUACACGGCAAACAAUACAAAAGACUUUGUACAACCUUCUAUUAGAUAGCCGCAGGUGAUAUUAAGGGAGGGGGUACGCACCCCCUGCGCCCUUCCCUUAGAUUCGGCCCUGAAAUGGGUCUCAUAGAUGGUGACGAAAGUUCACGAUGACUCUAGAAAAUAGUAAAUAGUUCAAGGGACAAAGAAAUAGUCUAUACCGUAGAAUGACCAAUUUGUGAAAUUCUAAAGGGAAUAAUAAACAAAUUCAGGUCGAUAUGAUCGGCAC
Stylophora pistillata is the source of this 1732-nucleotide messenger RNA. RefSeq names its product allatostatin-A receptor. NCBI's taxonomy places the organism in Eukaryota, Metazoa, Cnidaria, Anthozoa, Scleractinia, Pocilloporidae. The record is from RefSeq and is a predicted model, not a curated record. Gene Ontology annotation, cellular component: plasma membrane. Gene Ontology annotation, molecular function: G protein-coupled receptor activity. Gene Ontology annotation, biological process: G protein-coupled receptor signaling pathway.